CGACAUUCCUCAAUCGAGAAAAGCAGCGAAUUACAGUUAUCUCUCUCUUGCUAUCAUACACAAGUUAAAUCUAUAUCUCGUCGAAAUCCCCUCUGGUGAAUUACAAUGGCGGAAGUUCAGAUGGCGGACAAUGCCGAGACCUUCGCCUUCCAGGCGGAGAUCAACCAGCUCCUGAGCUUGAUCAUCAACACAUUCUAUAGCAACAAGGAGAUUUUCCUCCGAGAACUGAUCAGCAACGCCUCCGACGCCCUGGACAAGAUCCGAUUUGAAGGCUUGACGGAUAAGAGUAAGCUCGACGCUCAGCCGGAGCUCUUCAUCCGUCUCGUCCCUGACAAGCCGAACAAGACGCUUUCGAUCAUCGAUAGCGGAAUUGGAAUGACCAAAGCAGAUUUGGUGAACAAUUUGGGGACAAUUGCGAGGUCUGGUACCAAGGAAUUCAUGGAGGCGUUGCAGGCCGGUGCGGACGUGAGUAUGAUUGGGCAGUUUGGCGUGGGGUUUUAUUCGGCGUACCUUGUGGCGGAGAAGGUCAUUGUCACUACCAAGCACAAUGACGAUGAGCAAUACAUUUGGGAAUCGCAAGCUGGUGGUUCCUUCACUGUCACAAGGGAUGUCGACGGAGAGCAGCUUGGCAGGGGAACUAAAAUAACUCUCUUCUUGAAGGAAGAUCAGUUGGAGUACCUUGAGGAGAGGAGAAUCAAGGAUCUUGUGAAGAAGCACUCUGAGUUCAUUAGCUACCCUAUUUACCUGUGGGCUGAGAAGACGACUGAGAAAGAGAUCAGUGAUGAUGAAGAUGAUGAGCCAAAGGAGAAGAAGGAAGAGGACGGAGAUGUGGAGGAGGUAGACGAGGAGAAGGAUAGCGACAAGGCAAAGAAGAAGAAGAAAAUUAAGGAGGUUUCUCACGAGUGGGAGCUCAUUAACAAACAGAAACCGAUAUGGCUGCGCAAGCCGGAGGAGAUCACCAAGGACGAGUACGCCUCCUUCUACAAGAGCCUGACCAACGACUGGGAGGAUCACCUUGCUGUCAAGCACUUUUCAGUCGAGGGCCAGCUCGAGUUCAAGGCCAUCCUCUUUGUUCCGAAGAGGGCUCCUUUUGAUCUCUUCGACACCAGAAAGAAGAUGAACAACAUCAAGCUCUACGUUAGAAGGGUGUUCAUCAUGGACAACUGUGAGGAACUCAUCCCUGAGUACCUCGGAUUCGUGAAAGGCGUAGUGGAUUCUGAUGAUCUGCCACUCAACAUUUCCCGUGAGAUGUUGCAGCAGAACAAGAUUCUCAAGGUUAUCAGGAAGAACCUUGUAAAGAAAUGCAUUGAGAUGUUCAAUGAAAUUGCGGAGAACAAGGAGGAUUACAACAAGUUCUACGAGGCCUUCUCGAAGAAUUUGAAGCUGGGUACCCAUGAAGACAGCCAGAACAGAGCUAAACUGGCUGACUUACUCAGAUACUACUCUACCAAGAGCGGCGACGAAUUAACUAGCUUGAAGGACUAUGUCACAAGAAUGAAGGAGGGACAGAAGGAUAUCUUCUAUAUUACUGGUGAGAGCAAGAAGGCUGUGGAGAACUCGCCCUUCCUUGAGCGCCUCAAGAAGAAGGGCUAUGAAGUGCUGUACAUGGUGGAUGCCAUUGAUGAGUAUGCUGUUGGGCAGCUCAAGGAGUACGAUGGAAAGAAGCUUGUCUCCGCCACAAAGGAGGGGUUGAAGCUGGAUGAUGAAACGGAGGAAGAGAAGAAGAAGAAAGAGGAGAAGAAGAAGUCAUUCGAGAGCCUCUGCAAGGUGAUGAAGGACAUCUUGGGCGACAAAGUGGAGAAGGUGGUGGUCUCUGACAGGAUUGUGGACUCCCCGUGCUGCCUGGUGACAGGUGAAUACGGGUGGACUGCGAAUAUGGAGAGGAUCAUGAAGGCUCAGGCGCUUAGGGACAGCAGCAUGGGCUCCUACAUGUCGAGCAAGAAAACGAUGGAGAUAAACCCGGAUAAUGGGAUCAUGGAGGAGCUGAGGAAGCGAGCUGAGGAAGACAAGAAUGACAAAUCGGUGAAGGAUUUGGUGAUGUUGCUAUUUGAGACAGCUCUACUGACUUCUGGUUUCAGCUUGGAUGAGCCCAACACAUUUGCGUCGAGAAUCCACAGGAUGCUGAAGCUUGGUUUGAGCAUCGAGGAGGAUGAAGCUGCUGAGGAUGCUGAUAUGCCUGCGCUGGAGGAUGAGGGUGUUGAGGAGAGCAAGAUGGAGGAGGUUGAUUAAGUCAAUGAACAAUUGAGGUUUUAACCGUAGAUAUGAUGAGUCUAAAACAUUGUUUCUGGUGGUUGUUGGUGUAAGUGCGUCCGAGUGUGUUUUAUUUGCUCUUUCCUUGUAAGAUCGUUGUAAUGGUGGUGUUGUCUGUGAAUUGCAUCUGAAAUUAUGGUGGUUUAACGCCUAAUAGUGGUAUUUUUCUGCUUUUCUA
Molecule: messenger RNA, 2428 nt
Organism: Salvia splendens (bonfire salvia)
Lineage: Eukaryota; Viridiplantae; Streptophyta; Magnoliopsida; Lamiales; Lamiaceae
Gene: HSP90.1
Product: heat shock-like protein
Exons: 3
Coding region: 106-2229 (707 amino acids)
Biological process (GO): protein folding
Molecular function (GO): ATP-dependent protein folding chaperone; ATP binding; ATP hydrolysis activity
Source: RefSeq, a predicted model, not a curated record